Thamnophis sirtalis is the source of this 2501-nucleotide messenger RNA. It is a transcript of the gene DPF2, whose product is annotated as double PHD fingers 2. Gene Ontology annotation, cellular component: nBAF complex. The record is from RefSeq and is a predicted model, not a curated record. Lineage: Eukaryota; Metazoa; Chordata; Lepidosauria; Squamata; Natricidae. Gene Ontology annotation, biological process: nervous system development.
AAUUGCCUUCUCUUUCCUGGAGUGUGAGGACAAGUUGGGGCCCACUACGCAUGCGCCGUCUUCGAACCUGAUCGGAAGGUUUCAUGGAGAGCGGUCGCCGGAGUCAGCGAGAACGGGCACUCGGCGCAUGCGCCCUCGCGUGCUUCGCGGCCACAGGCGGCAGAGGGGAAGAUGGCGGCGAUGGUACAGAAUGUGGUGAAGCUCCUUGGUGAACAAUAUUACAAGGAUGCAAUGGAGCAGUGUCACAAUUAUAACGCCCGGCUGUGUGCUGAAAGAAGUGUCCGAUUACCGUUCCUGGAUUCGCAGACUGGGGUGGCGCAGAGUAACUGCUACAUUUGGAUGGAGAAGCGGCACAGGGGACCAGGUUUGGCAUCUGGCCAGCUCUAUUCUUAUCCGGCUCGACGCUGGCGGAAAAAACGCCGUUCCCAUCCUCCAGAGGAUCCAAGACUUUCUUUCCCUACCAUUAAACCAGACACUGAGCAGGCCCUAAAGAAAGAAGGCUUAAUCUCUCAAGAUGGCAGCAGUUUGGAGGCCCUCUUAAGGACAGACCCCCUUGAGAAACGCAGCUUGCCUGACCCUCGUACCGAUGAAGACAGCCUCAGCGAGUUCCCCGUUGCCAAUAGCCGCACCCGGAAGCGAAUCCUGGAACCCGAUGACUUCCUGGAUGAUCUGGAUGAUGAAGAUUACGAGGAAGACACCCCAAAACGACGAGGCAAAGGAAAGGCGAAGGGUAAAGGAGUUGGGAGCGCUCGGAAAAAGCUGGAUGCAGCCAUUUUGGAAGACAGAGACAAACCUUACGCAUGCGACAAUAGUUACAAACAAAAGCAUACCUCCAAACCUCCUGAACGAGUCUGUGGGAAACGCUACAAGAAUCGUCCCGGCCUGAGCUACCACUACGCUCACUGUCACCUGGCAGAAGAAGAAGGGGAAGACAAGGAGGACUCGCAGCCCCCCACCCCCGUCUCCCAGAGAUCAGAGGAGCAGAAAACCAAGAAGGGUCCCGAUGGUUUGGCCCUGCCCAAUAAUUACUGCGACUUCUGCCUGGGAGACUCGAAGAUCAACAAGAAGACGGGUCAACCCGAAGAGCUGGUUUCGUGCUCGGACUGCGGGCGAUCAGGGCAUCCAUCUUGCUUGCAGUUCACCCCAGUCAUGAUGGCUGCCGUGAAGACCUACCGCUGGCAGUGUAUUGAAUGCAAGUGCUGUAACAUCUGCGGCACCUCGGAGAACGAUGACCAGCUGCUGUUCUGUGAUGAUUGUGACCGUGGUUAUCAUAUGUACUGCCUCACCCCACCUAUGUCUGAACCCCCAGAAGGAAGCUGGAGCUGCCACCUCUGCCUGGAUUUGCUGAAGGAGAAAGCCUCAAUCUUCCAGAACCAGAAUGCCUCCUGAUGGCUUUUCAGUCUUCGAUGAGAACCUUCACUUGUCCAGGCUCUCUCUUGGGCUUCUAAUCUUUCUCCUGCUGCCCACUUCCCACUUUGGGUCAGUGUCUCCCUUAUUGGUUGGAUCACACAUCCGCACGCAGACACAAACACACUCACACCUCUGCCUCACCGCCUCUCCUUCUGUCAUUCCCCCUGCCUCCUCUCUGGCAGUUGGGGCUUCCCUCCUUCCUUAACCUUUACCUAAGAAUUUUGAGACCCUUUCCUCAAAAAUAAUAACAAUACUCCAGCAUCCAUGAUAGGCUGAGGAGCACCACAGCUGGCCUGGGAGCAUAAAUGCUCCUUCUUUUCUCACUAACAAGGUCUCGGACUGACACCCAGCUUGAGGACUUUGUUUGUACAAGCGAGACCGGAAGCAAAAAGAAAAGAAAACCUAUUGAAUCGUUUUUUACUGAUUUUUUCCAUCUGCUUCCUCUGUUCAGCCCCAUUGCAGUGGUCUGGGCUGUCUCGUGCUUCUAAACUUCACUUGUCCCUUCGUCCCUGUAAGAAACCUUUAUUUUACACACACACCCCUAACGUGGUUCAGAAGUGGCACCACAGCAGCCUUUGAGAGGAUCAUGGGUGGCAUGGAAACCCAAAUCAAAGGCAUCCUCCAGGCUUGGCCCAAGCAAGCGCGACGGCAAAGUAACUCAGUUUGCCUCGUUCAAAACAAUCAUCUCAAAACUCUGCCAAAUUCGUGUCUUGGAUGAGUUAGGAAAGUCCUGCACGGUUUAAUCUUUCUCCUCUCCAAAUUUCUUAAAUAUGGGGCUUGGGUACCAAUCCCACAUGCGUCGAUCCAUCCAUGUUUCAAGACGCUUUCUUCCUCGGGAGGUCCAUUUGUGCAUAUGUUGGUGUGCGCGGGCAUUUAAAGCUCCCUCAGGCUUUUAACACACCGGAGUUAAUCCCUUCAUUCGGGGAGUCUGCCGGGAUGCGUAAGUUGUGCGGAAGAUUUGGAGGGUUGGUGAUUCGUUGGGCAACUUUUGGGUGGAUGCUGACUCUAAAACGGGUGCCCAACCUUGGCAACUUUAAGACCUGUGGACUUUAACUCCCAGAAUUCCCCAGCCAGCAUAGCUGUUGGGAAUU